GGCUGUGCCGCGGGGAUGUCGCAGGCUCCGCCGGGCGCGGGGCACCUCAAUGACCUGCCCGACCACUCUCCGCGGGUGCGCGGCGCCGUGUCCGAGCUGCGGCGGCGGGCCGAGGCAGAGCCCGGCCAGCGCUGGCCGCAGCCCCUCUCCGAUGCCUUCCUGGUGCGGUUCCUGCGCGCCCGAGACUUCCACCUGGACCUGGCCUGGAGGUUAUUGAAGAAUUAUCAGAAAUGGAGAAUUGAAUGCCCAGAAAUAAGUGCAGAUUUACAACCAUCUUCUGUUCUUGGUCUUUUGCAAGCUGGCUAUCACGGAGUCCUGAGGUCAAGAGACCCACAUGGAAGCAAAGUUCUAAUAUACAGAAUUGGACAAUGGGAUCCCAGUUUAUUCACAGCAUAUGAUGUGUUUCGUGUAAGUCUCAUCACAUCUGAGCUCAUUGUAAAGGAGAUCGAGACUCAGCGAAAUGGAGUCAAGGCCAUCUUUGACCUUCAGGGGUGGAGAUUUGCUCAUGCUUUUCAAAUCAGCCCAGCAGUGGCCAAAAAAAUUGCUGCUGUUCUCACAGAUUCCUUUCCACUGAAAGUUCGAGGUAUCCACUUGAUUAAUGAGCCUUUAUUCUUCCACCCAGUCUUUGCUCUAAUUAAGCCUUUUCUCACUGAAAAAAUAAAGCAGCGGGUGUACAUGCAUGGAAAUAACUACUUGCAGAGUCUGACCGAACACUUCCCCAUCAGCAUUCUGCCACAGGAAUAUGGGGGGGAGGAAGUCUGCAUUGAAGAGCUGGCCAAGGAAUGGACUGACUUCAUAAUGGCAUCUUCAGAUUAUCUUCAGAGCAUUUCUCUGGUUGCCUAGGAAUAACCUUAAUACAGUAUUUUAUCAGUUCUUGAACGCUGGAAUUGGAAAUAAGUUUAAUAUGAAAAUUUCCAUUGUGAAUGAAACUAGUAUGUCUUUGCAGGGCACUCACUGAAUGUUAUAUUGGCUGCACUUUUGUACUAACUGGAGUCUAUCAGUUUGUAUGUCUGAAGAGAUUAAUGAAUUUUACGUGUUUGUCACACUGUUUGUUAUUGAGUAACUUGUAUGCCCGAAAGGUGAAGAGUGUGUUGGAUAUCAUCGAUACUGCUGCUGUUAGCUCUUUGGAGACAACUCAUCUGUAAUAAUGUAGUCCAGAACCUUACACUUAGCUCUUGUAUCUUGGCUUGUCAAGACAAUACAAAGCAAAGAAUAGACUGCGAAUAGGGUAGUUUGUUGCAGAAAUAAGACUACAGGGCUAAUUUACAAGGACUGAAGAGGCUGCUUUUGGGAUUGAUUCUCAGGGAAAAAAUGCUGUUUUGUUAGUUUGUAUCAGAUUGAAAAUUAGUCAGCAAUUGUGAGACAUUUGUGUUACUCUUUGUGCUGCUUGUGCAGCUUCCCUUUUUUGUCCUAAUUCACAGAGUAAUCUUCAAGUUUUAUAGAAAAACACCACGCAUGUAUUCUUCAAAGGACAGUAUGAAU
This is a messenger RNA of Camarhynchus parvulus, 1482 nucleotides long. RefSeq names its product alpha tocopherol transfer protein (gene TTPA). The record is from RefSeq and is a predicted model, not a curated record. The transcript has 5 exons. Bases 16 to 843 code for a protein of 275 amino acids. NCBI's taxonomy places the organism in Eukaryota, Metazoa, Chordata, Aves, Passeriformes, Thraupidae. Gene Ontology annotation, molecular function: phosphatidylinositol bisphosphate binding. Gene Ontology annotation, cellular component: membrane.